Urocitellus parryii (Arctic ground squirrel) is the source of this 5386-nucleotide messenger RNA. It is a transcript of the gene Kbtbd11, whose product is annotated as kelch repeat and BTB domain containing 11. The record is from RefSeq and is a predicted model, not a curated record. Lineage: Eukaryota; Metazoa; Chordata; Mammalia; Rodentia; Sciuridae. Gene Ontology annotation, molecular function: protein binding.
AUGGAGAAUUCUGUGGCCCCCUGCGUCCUUUACCCAGGGGACCGCGGCGUCAGCGGGACGGAGCCUGGGGCUCCGGGAGAGGGCAGCCUGCAGCCGCCGGCCACGAGCGAGGGCGCGGCGUCCCCCACUCAGACACCCUGCAGUCUCCGCGCGUCCCUGUGCUUCAGCUCCGGGGACGACUCUCCGCCGCAGUCUCGCGCUGCCGCCGCGGAGGGCGCGGCGGCUUCCUCGCCCUCGCACCGCAGCGGCCAGCGCGUGGUGGAGACGCAGUGGGAGGUCGGCAGCGCGGGCGCCGCGUCGCCAGAGGAGCUAGUGUCCCCGGAAGAGCCCGUGUCCCUGGAGGAGCGCGCGCGCCCCGAGGAUCCCGUGUCCCCGGAAGAGCCCUCGUCCCGCCAGGAGCGCGCGCGCCCUGCGGAGUCUCUGUCCCUGGUGGAAUCUGAGUCCCAGGAAGAGCUCGGAGAACCCGCGCCUGUGCCCCCCGGGGUCGGGACCGCGCACGGAGAGCCCGACCUGGUUAUCGAGGUGUCCGGCCGGCGGCUGCGGGCGCACAAGACGGUGCUGGCGGCGCGCAGCGACUACUUCCGCGCGCGCGCGUCUCGGGACGUGCUGCGGGUGCAGGGCGUGAGCUUCGCRGCGCUGCAGCUGCUGCUGGCCGACGCGUACAGCGGACGCAUGGCGGGCGUGCGGCCCGACAACGUGGCUGAAGUGGUGGCUGGCGCGCGCCGCCUGCAGCUGCCUGGCGCCGCGCAGCGCGCCACCGACGCCGUAGGGCCGCAGCUGAACUUGGCGAACUGCUACGAAGUGCUGAGCACCGCCAAGCGGCAGCGGCUCUCGGAGCUGCGCGACGCCGUCUACCGCUUCAUGAGCGACCACUACCUGGAAGUGCUGCGCGAGCCCGCUGUGUUCGGGCGCCUGUCGGGCGCCGAGCGCGACUUGCUGCUGCGCCGCCGUCUGCGCGCCGGCCGCGCCCGCCUGCUGGCCGCCGCCCUCGGGCCAGCCGGGGAGCGCUCAGGCAGCCGCCCGCAGAGCCCGUCAGGGGACGCGGACGCGCGCGGCGACGCGGCCGUCUACUGCUACCACGAGGCGGCCGGCGAGUGGCGCGAGCUGACGCGGCUACCCGAGGGCGCGCCGGCGCGCGGCUGCGGCCUGUGCGUGCUCUACAACUACCUCUUCGUGGCCGGCGGCGUGGCGCCCGCGGGCCCUGAUGGUCGCGCGCGCCCGUCCGACCAGGUCUUCUGCUACAACCCGGCCACCAACAGCUGGAGCACCGUGCGGCCGCUGCGUCAGGCGCGCUCGCAGCUGCAGCUGCUGGCGCUGGACGGCCACCUGUACGCCGUGGGCGGCGAGUGCCUGCUCAGCGUGGAGCGCUACGACCCGCGUGCCGACCGCUGGACCGCGGUGGCCCCGCUGCCCCGGGGCGCCUUCGCCGUGGCGCAUGAGGCCACCACCUGCAAUGGCGAGAUCUACGUGUCGGGGGGCUCCCUCUUCUACCGCUUGCUCAAGUACGACCCUCGCCGCGACGAGUGGCAGGAGUGCCCGUGCAGCAGCAGCCGCGAGCGCUCAGCCGACAUGGUGGCCCUGAAUGGCUUCAUCUACCGCUUUGACCUAUGCGGGGCUCGAGGUGAAGCUCAGGCGGCGGCCGUUCCGGGCGGCGGGGUCAGUGUCUUCCGCUACCACUGUCUAGCCAAGCAAUGGAGCCAGUGCGCCGCGCACCUGCGGCCUCCGGGCGCCCCAGCCGGCCUGCAGCCCUUCCGAUGCGCCGCCCUGGACGGCACAAUCUACUGCGUGAGCCGAGCGGGCACCUGGCGCUUCGUGCCCUCGCAGGAUGGUGAGCCCGGCGGCGACGCAGGCGCCGGCGGCAGCUUCGAGCCAGAGCCACUGGGAGCCCCCCUGGACAUCCGGGGCACACUCUUCCCAUUUGUGCUCAACCUGCCUGAGAAGCCGGACCGGGGGGAGCAGGGCGCGGCCUAGGGCAGGCCGGGAUCACUGGGCAUCUCCCUUGGGCAGCUGUGGGACCAAAGGGGUGGCCCCGAGGGCUGCAGUUCCCAGUGGGUAGGGGGCAGAGGAGAGGAGGAAGAGAGAGGUGGGGUGGGUUGCUGCUCACUGCACCAUGUAUCCGCUUUGAGGGUAGAAGCUUUGGGGCCCUGGGGCGUUUUUCCGGUGCCAUUCUCAGCGCUUCUCAGUUAUGGAUUCUUUUUUGCUUCAUUUUGCUUAGUGGGUGGAUGGCAUAAGAUGUAAGACGUGCRCAAAUGGCUUUAGGAUGAGAUGCAGGAUACCUAGGGGAAGAGAGGGGGGUCAACCCAUGGGUCCUCAGGUGCAGCUGCCGCCCUGGGGGUGCAGGAGGGUGAAUAUAAGGUACAGCCCUCUGGGGAGCUGAGCCCUGAGCACAGAGGAGGCGAUUAGAGGUGCUGGGCAGGGUUCCCUCCUGGCCAGGCCACAGAGGGAGUCCUAAAGUAGUGCAGCUGAAGAGAGAAGUCACCCUUCUGUUUUGAUUUGGGCCUGAGGUUAAAGCCAGAGCUGAUAAGUAAAGCUUUCUGUGAUUUAGUUAAACAGCUCGUGUCACCUUGUGCUGCAGUGGUGGUGGGCUCAGCUGUAGAGUGACUUAACCUUUAAUUACCAAUGGGAUUUCUAGGCCCUGGGGCCCUGCAGUGUUUCCUCUGCCAAUCAUGGACACAUCACCGGGGUCCCCACAAGCCAGAGCAGUGAGGCCAUUGAGUGGAGGGGCCUGGAGUCCUUGGUGGCAUGGUGACGAUUCACUGUGACUUGACCUUUUGAUCUUUGGUGAUGAACUGUCACCUGGCAGCACAUGGAAUCAGGAAAGUUCACUGAGAAGGCACUUGUCUGUUUUGAAAGGACCCUGUGACAGCCAGUCUUCUCAUUCCUGCCACCUUCUAGAAGGAGCCAAGAGGGACACUUCCUAAAAAAGAGGGUUAGAAUCAUUUUUGACAGUUCUAAAAAUGAAUGAUACAGGCACAUUUUAAACCCAUUAGCUAAUGUUUUAAAUGUGUAUCAUGUAAUUCUGAUGAGGGAUAUUAAUUUUUACCAACAUCAUUCUAAGAGAACAAGGCAGAGUGACAUGUCAUAGGAAUAUAACAAGGGAAAAUGUCAUGUAUUUGGAAUUCAUUGUGAAUUCCAAAAUACCUGAAUAGAAUGGAAGUGAAACUCACUACUUUGAGAAAGUACAAAGAUAUAAAAGAAAUCAGUUGAUUUCCCCUCAUUUGUUAGGUCAGUUGACUUUUCAGAAAUGCUGGCCAGGACUUCCUGUCCAUUAGUAGUUCAAGGGUAGAAUUCACGCUCAUGAACAGGCAAACUGGUUUGGAUUGCAAAGCCAAUUCAUCUUACUGUAAUAGGACAAGGGCACAAGUUUCUGGAACAUACCUAGAUGAAACCGUGAAGACCUUGACAUGACUUCCUUAUUAACCAGUGGUGGGAUAGUGGGACGUAGGCGGUGCUUUUUAGAGUCUUUGGUUGUGAAGGUCUUGGUUAAGUGUGUUUAGAAAUGGUCAGCAUGAAACUCAUGCAUGAGGGGAGUGGGAUUCACAGUGGCAGUUGGAGUGUGUUCUGGUGGUGUGCAUGCUUGCUUCUGAGUGUGCAUGAACCAAGAAGAUGUCUUGGAAACUUGGCCAAUCAUUUUGGGAAAGAAAGAGAGACUUACUGAUUUUGUUGGCCUUUUAUAGGCGUAUACUCGAGAAAUACUUAACAGCAAAAAGGAACAGGUAGUGUUUUUUGAAGAAAUGUACAUUGUAUAUGGUAGUACAUACUCUCUAGAAUGUUAUUACUAAUGCUAAAAGUUUUAAUAUGAAAAGGGUCCAGGCUAAUACUUUCAUCCCUUAAAUAUCAAAUUCAUAAAACACCAGCAUUGUGAUUCUGCUUGACAAGUCACUCCUGGGACGUCCACUCUUGAGCUGGACCUCCGGAGUGACGUUGCUCCAGAGAGAGGGUAGGAGUGCUGGGUGUCGAGUGGCAUCCCCCGGUGCCCCGGGAAGCCAGCUGUUCUUGUUUGGCUUAGUGGCAGAGUGCCUGUGGGAACUGGUGGUAGGUCCCCGAGGCGGAAGCAACGACUGCUUCCUUAGUAGUAAAGGGAUCCUGGCCAACCCCUGUUGGACCGUCACGUGAGAACAAAGGCCGGAGGCCCUGACACCUGGAGAGCACCAGGCUGCUUGCCCUUGUGGGGCCGGGCCCUGCGGUGGGCAGCAAGGCUAGCACCCAUCAAAGACGCCCUUUGAGGACAUCGCUGAGACUUGCCCCGAGGCCUGAGGCCUGAGGAGGGUCCUGCUGCCUUCUGUCAGGUGUCUAAGUCUGCGUCCCACACAGCUGAGGAAGGUAGUUGGUGUGAACAAUCGCUGGUCACUGGGGCGUGGGAAGAGGUUUCUAGGUUUAGGACACCCGUGUUCUCCUAAGGUCAGCCUUCACACACUGGCCUCUCCUGCUGGGAGGACAGUGCUGCUCUCAGGAAGUGUGCACGCGAGGGCUCUGUCCUCUGGGUAGCUGGCAGCGUUGACUCUGGGUUGUCCGUCGAGGGCACGUGCUCCGCGCAGCCCUGUCUCCCUUCUGUUUCGUGUUCUGGGGGGGAGCACCCCAGCUCUGACUCUUGACAGCUCUCUGGAUCUGGGUCAUGGUGAUUUGAUCUUCCAGGUUGUGGUGACUCCUGUGUCUUUUCCUCUUAAGAAAACGCUGUGGGGAUUGAGUUGCCCUCAGUUAAAUCUCUGACCUGUACUGGUCUUGCUACAAAUACUGAGGCAAGAAAUGAGCCAUCUGCUCCACUUGGUUAAUUCUGGGCCUUCAGUGAUUCUGCUGCAGCUGUGUGCUCUCCGGGUCUCUUAGGAAACUUCCUGUUGCUGUUGCUGUUGCUGUCCGCAGCUCUGGGCUCUUUGCUGAAGUUGGGACACAGUCGGCGCACAGUUGCCGUCACCUCUUGUUUGUGCUUAGUCAAUGCCUCCCUGGCUGACGGGGGCUUUCCUUGGCGGUUCAGUGUCACUGUUUUGACCCCUUCUUCUGCAGCGUCAUUAUCCGCGAGGAGGCAGGGUCAGGGGCUCCAAGUGGAACCAGAGGUCGGAGCUGUGUCAGGGUUCCUUCCAGCAGCCACCACAUUUGUGCUUUCUUCACGUCCACAAAGGCGACCGGACUGGGGAGCAGCGGGCCCUGCACAGGGCCAGUGUGGCAGGAGCUCUGGGUGGCWGGUGCCUGGAUUCGGAUUGAGUGAAAGCCCACAGUUGUAUUGUGAGUUGAACACCCCAGUGCUUGGCAGAGGCUACGCAGUCCCACUAACCAGUACUUACAUGCUGCCCUUUACUAAUGACCAGCUAGCUGUACCUGUGUAAGGCCAGUUCAGAGCAGCUGUUACUGUGUCUGUUACGCGUUUAUCAGCGCUUGAGCAUCAAUGCUG